Molecule: messenger RNA, 1756 nt
Organism: Hypanus sabinus (Atlantic stingray)
Lineage: Eukaryota; Metazoa; Chordata; Chondrichthyes; Myliobatiformes; Dasyatidae
Gene: mblac1
Product: metallo-beta-lactamase domain containing 1
Exons: 3
Coding region: 779-1480 (233 amino acids)
Source: RefSeq, a predicted model, not a curated record
GGGGACAGACAAGCAGAGAGAGUGAUCCCUGCAGAAAGUGGAGCUGGGAGGGGAAGUUCUGCCUGAUGGAGAAUGAUAUGUCUUCUCUUUAUUUUGAAAUUGUAGCCCAUCAUUGCAUCCACCAACCUUUUACUAACAGUCCCACCCUGGAUAUUCUCUCUCCGACCCCCACUCCCAGUCUGCUAGAAGAUACGAGAGCACGUACCACCAGGCCCAGCAAAGCUUCCAUCCCAUUUAUACAGGUGUUUGCUGUACAUGACGAUACACUUUUAUGCUUUUACAUUUUGGGAGGACAGACCUGGGUGGGAUAUACACAGUGAAUGAUAGGGUACUGAGGAUUGAGGGUCAAUGGGACUAGGCAAAAUAACAAUUGGGCAGAGACUAGAUGGACCAAAAGGCCUGUUUCUAUGCUGUAGUGCCAUGAUUCUAUGACUACUCUUUAUCCUGCAUUGUUAAGGUUUUAGCUUGUUCUAUCUCAGUGCACUAUGUAAUGAUUUGACUUCACCUUCAUUGUCCUGUAGGAUGUAUUCCAGCGACGGGACACCUACCUGUGUAAAGGUUUCUCACAGUAUCUCAGUAGGAUGGUCCGGUCUAUCAGAGGCAGAAGUCUCCCUACCACUGAGCACAUUUACAUGGAGCGUUGCCACAAGCAGCAUUCAUCAUCCGCUACCAUCUACCACUCCAGUCACGCUCUCUUCUCGCAGCUGCCGUCAGGCUGGGAACUGGACUGUCGCCAAGGCUGAGGUUGGGGAAUUCUGGCUGCAGGAACCAUUGAGGCAUGAGGAGAGCAUCGGACAUGGUGUCAGAGCCUCCCGGCUUGUCGGCCAUUCCGGGGAAUCCGUAUUCCAUCUUUGUGAUUAAGGAGGGGUACGCUUACACGGAUGAGGAGGGCCACAUGAGGGCGGACGGGUCGGUCACCCUGGUGAAGGGGCCGCAGGUGGUGCUGGUGGACACGGGGAACCCAUGGGACGGUGAACUGAUUCUGCGGAAGCUGCAGUCGCACGGGCUGGCAGCCGGGGACAUCACGUUCGUGGUCUGCACCCAUGGCCACUCGGACCACGUUGGGAACCUGGGCCUCUUCCCGGAGGCCACCUUCAUCGUCUCCUAUGACAUCUGCCGGCGGCAGGACACCUACCUGGACCAUGACUUCCGCUCUGGACAGCCCUACCGAAUUGACGAGUGGCUGGAGGUGAUCCCGACACCGGGGCAUAGCGGCAGCGACGUCAGCCUCCUCGUGCAUGGCACCCAGUGGGGGACUGUGGUGGUGGCAGGGGACCUGUUUGAGAGGGAGGACGAUGAGCAGGACUGGCGGGAGCUGAGUGAGAACCCCGAACUACAAGCGAGGCACAGGGACCGGGUGCAAGCCCUGGCUGAUGUUAUCAUUCCCGGUCAUGGACCACCCUUCAGGGUAACAAAAGAAUGCAUCCCACCUGCUGACGUAGGUAGCAGUGGACCAGGAGGGACGGCUAAAGCAAUCUGAUCUCCAACGAGCAGAUGCCGAGUUCCUGUGUGCGUUGCUCAAGAGUUACCCGAAAGUGACAACCCUGAUUUCAAAUUCGCAGCUACUGAGGUGGGAUUUCCCGGUUUAUGGACGCGAAAGGGAUAAAUUUGCCAGCUGUCACAGAUUGCAGGCAUCUUUUCUGGGUUAGGAACUCCGCUGUGGCCGCAUUUCUGACUUGUGAAAGCACGAGCAGAUGAUAGAAAUGAAAUCCUGCCCUAACCUGGGCACAAACUCUCUGUACUUAAUUUAUAUUAA